AUGUUGCCCCGGACAGCUCGAUCGCCUUGCUGGCGUACUACAACGCCGUUUAUACAUCCAGCUCGCGUUGUUCCGCGCUCAACCCCGUGGAGGCCUGCUUACUAUGGCUCGCAAUUUCGAGUAUUCACAUCGAGUCAGAGUCCGUUGCGGAGGCAAGUAGCAGGGGAUAAACCUACGACAAUUACGAACACCGAAACCGCGGCGAAAGCGACCCCGGAUGAAAAGGGUAGCAAAAAUGCGACGGCUACAAAGAAUAAGGACCUACUGAGUGAGGCAAAUAUGGGGGUUAAAGAGCAGCGCAAGGCUGACUGGGCUAUAAUGAAGGAGAUGGCGAAAUACCUUUGGCCGAAGGAAGACUGGGGUACCAAGCUUCGUGUUGGUAGUGCAUUAUCACUGCUUGUUGGGGCGAAGAUCCUAAACGUCGAGGUACCAUUCUACUUCAAGAGCAUAGUCGAUUCGAUGAACGUGGACUUCGCAGCCCUUGGAGGAACUGCUUAUACUGUUGCUGGGUCAAUGAUCAUAGCUUAUGGUGUCACUAGGAUUGGAGCAACGCUAUUCCAAGAACUGCGAAACGCAGUGUUUGCUAGUGUAGCCCAAAAGGCCAUUCGCAGAGUCGCGGGGAAUGUCUUCGAACAUUUAUUACGGCUGGAUCUCAACUUCCACCUUACCCGCCAGACUGGUGGACUUACGAGAGCGAUUGAUCGUGGUACCAAGGGUAUCAGCUUCCUGCUGACAUCUAUGGUGUUUCACAUUGUUCCCACAGCUUUGGAGAUCUCGCUUGUCUGUGGUAUUUUGACUUACCAGUACGGUGCGCAAUUUGCGGCUAUCACGACUGCCACGAUGCUUGCAUACAGUGCUUUUACAAUCACUACUACUGCCUGGAGAACCAAGUUCCGCAAGCGAGCCAACGCAGCAGAUAAUCGCGGUGCGACAGUGGCUGUUGAUUCCCUGAUCAACUACGAGGCUGUCAAGUACUUUAACAAUGAGAAGUUCGAAGCCGCGCGGUACGACAAGGCUCUGAAGACUUACGAAGAAGCAUCCAUCAAGGUUACAACGUCUCUGGCUUUCCUCAACUCCGGUCAAAACAUGAUCUUUUCCAGCGCUCUUGCCGGUAUGAUGUACCUCGCUGCCAACGGAGUGGCUGAAGAGGCCUUGACUGUUGGUGAUCUAGUCAUGGUCAACCAGCUCGUCUUCCAACUCUCGGUUCCACUGAAUUUCUUGGGCUCGGUGUACCGUGAGCUGCGCCAGUCGUUGCUGGACAUGGAGACCUUGUUCAACCUGCAAAAGGUCAACGUGAACAUCAAAGAACUUCCCAACGCGAAGCCGCUUGAGGUCAAGCGCGGAGGUGAAAUUCGCUUUGAGAACGUGACAUUCGGCUACCACCCCGACCGGCCCAUCCUGAAGAACGCUAGCUUUACAAUCCCUGCUGGUCAGAAAUUUGCUAUCGUGGGACCCAGCGGCUGCGGCAAGUCGACGAUUCUGAGGUUACUUUUCCGGUUUUACGAUGUUCAAGAGGGUCGUAUUCUGGUUGACGGUCAGGACGUGCGCCAUGUGACUUUGGAUAGUCUCCGGAGGGCAAUUGGAGUCGUUCCGCAGGAUACGCCUCUGUUCAAUGACACGAUCGAGCACAACAUUCGCUACGGCCGGAUUGAUGCAUCGGAUGAGGAAGUCCGUAGAGCCGCCCAGCGCGCUCAGAUUCACGAACUAGUCCAGAGACUCCCCGAUGGCUACAAGACUGCCGUUGGUGAAAGAGGCAUGAUGAUUUCUGGUGGUGAGAAACAGCGGAUGGCGAUAUCUCGUCUGUUGCUGAAGGACCCUCAGAUGUUGUUCUUCGAUGAAGCGACUUCCGCCCUCGACACAUACACCGAACAGGCUCUGCUGCAAAACAUCAACAGCAUUUUGAAAGAAAAGGGCCGCACAAGUGUCUUUGUUGCCCACCGGCUACGAACCAUCUAUGACUGCGACCAGAUCUUGGUGUUGAAGGCAGGCGAGGUUGCCGAGUCGGGAUCGCACCGUGAACUCCUGGAGCGGAAUGGUAUCUACGCUGAGUUGUGGAGUGCGCAAGAAACUUCCCUGGCAGAGGAUGUGGAGCCUGAUGGGCUCGAGGAGAAGAGUGAGAGUACCCCGGAUCGUAGAUAG
This is a messenger RNA of Aspergillus ruber CBS 135680, 2139 nucleotides long. It is a transcript of the gene atm1, whose product is annotated as ATP-binding cassette Fe/S cluster precursor transporter ATM1. Gene Ontology annotation, biological process: transmembrane transport; intracellular iron ion homeostasis. The record is from RefSeq and is a predicted model, not a curated record. The transcript is spliced from 7 exons. NCBI's taxonomy places the organism in Eukaryota, Fungi, Ascomycota, Eurotiomycetes, Eurotiales, Aspergillaceae. Gene Ontology annotation, cellular component: mitochondrial inner membrane. The coding region runs from base 1 to 2139 and encodes 712 amino acids. Gene Ontology annotation, molecular function: ABC-type transporter activity; ATP hydrolysis activity; ATP binding.